This is a messenger RNA of Girardinichthys multiradiatus, 3572 nucleotides long. It is a transcript of the gene pdcd6ip, whose product is annotated as programmed cell death 6 interacting protein. NCBI's taxonomy places the organism in Eukaryota, Metazoa, Chordata, Actinopteri, Cyprinodontiformes, Goodeidae. Gene Ontology annotation, biological process: mitotic cytokinesis. The record is from RefSeq and is a predicted model, not a curated record. Gene Ontology annotation, cellular component: endosome. The transcript is spliced from 18 exons. Gene Ontology annotation, molecular function: protein binding. The coding region runs from base 102 to 2741 and encodes 879 amino acids.
CUGUCAGAAUCCAGGAAGUGGGUCGGUGGCCGUUGUUUGUGUUCCUUGCUCAAGAUUUCUGUGCCCGUUUCUUCUCUUGUUUAAGGCGUUCACGGGCCGAAAUGGCAUCGUUUAUUUCUGUCCCGUUGAAAAAGUCCUCCGAGGUGGACCUGGUGAAGCCGCUGUCGAAGUUCGUUACAGCCUCCUAUCCAGAGGGCGAGGAGCAAUCAGAGUACCUCCGAGCCGUGGAGGAGUUGAACAAGCUCCGCAAGAGCGCGCUGGGAAGGCCGCUCGACAAACAUGAGAGCUCCUUGGAAAUCUUACUGAGAUACUACGAUCAGCUGUGCUCUAUUGAGCCCAAGUUUCCCUUCUCUGAAAACCAGCUCUGCCUAACCUUCACAUGGAAGGAUGCCUUCGAUAAAGGAUCCCUGUUCGGUGGCUCUGUCAAGCUCUCUUUGGCCAGUUUGGGCUACGAGAAGACCUGUGUGUUGUUCAACUGUGCAGCUCUGGCCAGUCAGAUCGCCACGGAGCAGAACAUUGAUAACGACGAGUGUCUCAAAGCUGCUGCUAAAUACUAUCAGUUGGCCAGUGGAGCAUUUAGUCACAUCAAGGACACAGUGCUCUCUGCAUUGAACAGAGAGCCUACCAUGGACAUCUGUCCUGAGACUGUAGGAACUCUGAGUACCAUCAUGCUGGCCCAAGCCCAGGAGGUCUUCUUCCUCAAAGCCACCUCAGACAGGAUGAAAGAUGCUGUGAUUGCAAAGCUGGCCAAUCAGGCUGCAGAUUACUACGGCGAAGCCUUCAAGCAGUGCCAGUACAAAGACAACCUUCCGAAGUAUUUUUAUUUUCAGGAAGUGCUGCCGGUGCUGGCGGCCAAGCACUCCGUCUUGCAGGCCAAUGCCGAGCUGCAUCAGAGUAUCCUUGCCAAGCAGAAGAAGCGUUUUGGGGAGGAGAUUGCUCGUCUGCAGCAUGCAGCAGAGCUGGUGAAGACUGUUGCAUCUCGCUACGAUGAGUACGUGAGCGUAAAGGACCUGACUGACAAGAUCAACCGAGCCCUCACUGCAGCCAAAAAGGAUAAUGACUUCAUCUACCACGACCGUGUGCCUGAAGUCAAAGACCUGGAGCAUAUCGGCAAGGCAGCGCUCGUCAAAGCUACUGCUAUCGCACCUCCACUCAGCCAGAAAUACACAGAUCUGUUUGAGAAGAUGGUUCCCAUGGCCGUACAGCAGUCCAUGGGCAUUUACGGUCAGAGGAAGGCCGAGACUGUGAACAAACUGGUGGGAAUGAUGAGGGAGGCCACCAAUCUCUGCAACGGAGUGCUGGCCUCUCUGAACCUGCCUGCUGCCCUGGAAGAUCUGUCUGGAGACUCUAUCCCACAAUCCAUUGCUGAGAAGUCUAGAAUGAUCGUGGAGCAGGGAGGGCUGCAGAACAUCGACAAGCUCAUCAAAGAUCUGCCUGAGCUGUUAACUCGUAACAGAGAGAUCCUGGAUGAGUCUCUGAAAAUGCUGGAUGAUGAAGAGACAACAGACAAUGAGCUGAGAACCAAGUUCAACCAGCGCUGGAGCAGAACCCCCUCAGGAGAUCUAUACAAACCCCUUCGUGCAGAGGGUAACGGCUUCCGCAACAUCCUGGACAAGGCAGUGCAUGCUGACCAGGUGGUAAAGGACCGCUACAAUGCCCAGUGCAACAUGAUCGCCCUGCUGUGUAAACCAGAGAACGAGCUCAACGCUGCCAUCCCCUCAGCCAACCCGACCAAGACACUGCAAGGCAGCGAGGUAGUGAAUGUGCUGCGCUCCCUGUUGGCCCAGCUGGACGAGGUGAAGAAAGAGAGGGAGACCCUGGAGGGGGAAAUCAAGUCUGUGACGUUCGAUAUGUCGACCACCUUCCUGAAGGCGCUCGCCCAGGACGGAGCCAUAAACGAAGAGCAGCUGUCCCUUUCCCAGCUCAACCAGUCGUACGGGAGCUACAACCAGAAGGUGUCGGCCAACCUCUCCAAACAGGAAGAGCUGCUGGGACAAGUUCAGACGGCCCACCAGGAGUUCAGCACCCUGAAGCAGUCCAACAACGAGGCCAACCAGAGGGAGGAGGUCCUAAAGAAACUGGCUUCUGCUCACGACAGCUACGUCGAGAUCUGCAACAACCUGCGUGAAGGCACCAAGUUCUACAACGACUUGACAGAACACCUGGUGAAGUUUCAGACCAAAUGCAGCGACAUCGUUUUCGCUCGCAAGACAGAGCGUGAUGAGCUGCUCAAGGACUUACAGCAGAGCAUCGCCCGAGAGCCCAGCGCUCCAGCCUUCAAUGUCCCUGCCUACCAGACCACCCCCGCAGCUCCUGCCCCGGGUCCAACCCCUGCUCCCAGAACAGUCUAUUCCCAACAACCUCAACAGGUCCAACAGCAGCCCCAGCAAAAACCUCAGCCUCCUUCCAGACCACCACCUCCCAGCUUCACCCCUCAGGCAGCCGCUGCCAACCCCACCAACCCAGCACCCACUGGCCCUCCUACCAAUAACCCUCCACCUAUGGCACCGCCCUCACAGGCACAGGGACCACCUUAUCCCACCUACCAAGGCUACCAAGGAUUCUACCAGAUGCCUAUGGGCUACAACCCUUACGCUUAUGGCCAGUACAACAUGCCCUACAUGCCCUACCAGGCAACCCCGGGGCAGGGAGGAUACCCAGGAGCCCCGCCAGCAGGACAGCCCUACCCUGGCUACCCACAACAGCCCCCCCAGCAGCAGCCCUACUACCCCCAACAAUAACUUUGCUCUUCAUCCCCUCAUCACUCCUCUCACAUGUUAACACCAAAUAAAGAAUAUCCUCAGCAAUAACACUUCAUUUCAAUCAUCCCCUCUUCAUCUUUAAGUUUUUCCUCACCAACAGCAGCUGCAGGACCUAGAGCUGCUUUGCACUUUUUUCUAAAAAUCCUCAGCUUUACUUUUUCCCCCCAUCGUUAUUUUAGAAAAACCCCUUUGUGUUUCAGUUUGCCAUUCUUUUUCAGUUUUUGAACCACACUUUUCCUAAACUAGUUCAUCUUUCUCCAGUCUACUAAUCCCUGCCACUUUCCUCCUGAGGUUAUUGGUUGAUCGUUUAAUUUAAACUCUAACCUGCUCUCUCUGAAACCUGCCUCCUUGAAUGAGCUGGACUGCUGUAAAAACACUCAUGAACGAAUCUCUGAUAGGCUCUUCCAUUUCCUGGUUUGGAGGGUUGUCUUGGUUUUCUGGGUGAGUGGUCAUUUCUAGCCCCUCCCUCGCCCAGUUAAUCAAACUUCACUGCUUUUCUGUCAACUAUAAUCCUAUUUUUAUAACAAAUACUGAUGCGCCUGCCUUGUAUAAAAACAGAUGGCCCUGUAGGUUUUUUCUAUUGUAGGUGAUGACGGAUGACGUUUUCUGUUUUCUUGCUUUUGUUCAGGAAAUGUGGGUUUAAUUGUGUUACAAUCAGAGGCUCUACAAGUGGGAGAAAUUAUUAUAUAAAUAUAUGUAUAAAUAAGACUGUAUGUGGUUAACCAAAAUAUCUGUGUGCUGCCCUCAUUCUCUGUUUUUAUUUUUAUUCCUCAGCUCUAAUGUGAUUUAAAAAAAAGAGAGAGAAAACAA